UUACUACUACCACUUUACUCCUUGUUCCAUUCUGCGGAUUCCCUUCUCAGAAGAUAACGCAACACAGAGAGCGAGGGGCGACCUGAGAACAUUCAUCUAUUCUAUUUUAUAUAUGACUAAUAUUCCCAAUCGCUUCGUUGCGCUGGCCGUCUUCCUGACGACGGCGACGCUCCUCCUCCACCAGGCCGCCGCCGCCACAUACGUUGUCGGCGGCUCAAUCGGUUGGGGGAUUCCGCCUAACCCCGCCGCAGCCUAUGCCAAUUGGGCGGCCGGCAAACCCUUUGCAGUCGGAGAUGUUUUAGUGUUCAAUUUUACAACGGGGACGCAUGAUGUGGCCCGUGUGUCGAAGGCAUCCUACGACAACUGUGGCCCGAGCACCAGCAAUUUGAUCACCAUCGGCCCGGCAAGCUUCACUCUCAACUCUACCGGACCCGAUUAUUAUAUCUGCACUUUCCCUCAACAUUGUUCAUUGGGACAAAAAUUAGCCAUCAAUGUCUCGGGUUCCACCGGGACUCCAGCUCCGGCUCCGGCUCCGACACCACCCACCACUCCAACUCCGGCACCGCCAACCCCAACUCCAUCAUCAGGGGCACCGGGACCGUCACCUUCAUCAGAAGGACCAUCGCCAUCGCCGUCGCCGUCACCAUCAUCGGGAGCACCAUCGCCGUCACCGUCUUCAUCCCCAUCUCCAUCUCCAUCACCUGGUGGGAAUGCCGGUCCUCCGGCACCGGCUGGUCCUGUUCCCGGAUCCGAGCCUUCACCGGCGGAAGGUCCUGGCACGCCUUCCCCACCACCUCCGAGCUCCGGCAUGAUUACUCCUGCCGGCAGUCUCUUUUCUGUAGCUAUGUCGAUUUUCUAUUGGCUUGUGAUCCAAGGUUAAAUAUUGUUGUAAAUUUUCUAAGUUGUUGUAAGGUUUACCGAUGAUAUUUGGAUUGUGUUGUGGUUUGAUGUGUCGUUUUUGUUUGUAGCUUUCCAUUGUUUUGGUCUCAUUUGUUUCGUGUGAGGAUUUUUGCUUAGCGUUGUAUUUGUAUUCUUGUGGGAUGAAUAAAACUCCAGUCGGUUUUUAGUUGUUCCAA
Molecule: messenger RNA, 1076 nt
Organism: Andrographis paniculata
Lineage: Eukaryota; Viridiplantae; Streptophyta; Magnoliopsida; Lamiales; Acanthaceae
Product: cucumber peeling cupredoxin-like
Exons: 2
Coding region: 113-880 (255 amino acids)
Cellular component (GO): plasma membrane
Molecular function (GO): electron transfer activity
Source: RefSeq, a predicted model, not a curated record